Leguminivora glycinivorella is the source of this 4668-nucleotide messenger RNA. RefSeq names its product angiotensin-converting enzyme-like. The transcript has 14 exons. Gene Ontology annotation, molecular function: peptidyl-dipeptidase activity; metallopeptidase activity. The record is from RefSeq and is a predicted model, not a curated record. NCBI's taxonomy places the organism in Eukaryota, Metazoa, Arthropoda, Insecta, Lepidoptera, Tortricidae. Gene Ontology annotation, biological process: proteolysis. Gene Ontology annotation, cellular component: plasma membrane. Bases 296 to 2437 code for a protein of 713 amino acids.
UGUCGAGCGCGGGCGUCGUAUCGUAUCGUGUCUGUUACGUACGUUAUUCCUACACAUCGCGGCUGCUGAAAAUUCUUUAAACUUUUCCGUAGUGUAGUGUGUGACAAUGGAAUUGUGUGUCAACUAAUGAUGUUUGAAUGAGUUUGUUUUAGUUUGAAACUUCGUUCGUGCUAGUGCUGGGUGGAUUUUGAUCUUGACCGGCUUUUUGUUUUUUUGUUCCGGUUCAUGGAUCUUUUUGCACGACGAGCUACAUAACAUACAUACGUGCACACAGAGCUGAUUGUUCAAAUAAAACAUGAAAGCGACAUUCACCCUCCUCUGCGUGUACUUCUACGCGCUGCUUUCCAGCGGCAAUACUUCAGACGACGAUGACCGCCGCUGGCUCUCGUCUCUCAUCGCCCUGGUGGAGAUGGACUACGAAGAUCACUGCGACCAGAGGGCCACGGCGUCUUGGAACGAGCUUGUAGGCUCCCCGAAAGGUCUAGCUCAGAAGCUUGGACGCGAUAAGAGCUACGGGAUCUUCGCGCGCGCGCAAACCACCGACGUGCGCAUAGCGCUCAAGGCGCAUGCGCUCAGCGACGAUGAACUGCUCAAGCGCAAAGUGCAGCUUUUGUUGCAGCCGGGGGAUCUGCUGCUGCCGACUGAACAGUGGAUACGGCUGGUCACGUUUGCAGAUACCUCGGAGAAUACUUUGCGAUUUUCAACAGACUAUGAUUGUGGAACAACUAUAAAUUGUUCACUGAGAGAACUGCACAACGGCCUGGCCAAGCAACACGAUGAAGAAACACUGCGCCAGAUGAAAGAGUCAUGGGAGAAGAAGCUUCCGGAUCUAAACGAAUACCUUGAAAAAAUAUUACCGCUGUUGAAGAACACAUCUAAAGAGAAUGAAUUUAACACCGUGGAAGAGUACUGGGACUCACUCGCCGAAUACGAAAGUGCGAUACUGAAGGCCCGCGAAUUGUGGGAGCGCAUCAGGCCACUCUACGAGAAGUUGCACAAAUAUGUCGCGCUCAGGCUCAAAGGCACUGAGGCUGUCGGGAAACCACUGCCAGUUUAUUUGUUAAGGUCACUAUCGGGAGACGAUUGGUCAAAUGUUGUGGAAAACCUGCUACCUAAGCAUGCAGAUAUAUAUCACAAGUUGUACGCUAAUCUUCACUUAAAGAAUUUAGGUGGCGUCAAAGCAUUUCAAGAGGCGACAAAAUUACUGACAGAGAUAAAUAUGCCACACAUCGAGCCGUACACUUGGGACAAAUCGAUAUUUAAUAGCAGCUGUCCGCCCGAGUUGGUGGAUUGGUGUAAGCCUAAUAAGCUGCGGGUAAUCUCAUGCAGCGACGUGACUAUCGGACAUUACAUGGAUGCCCAUGAGGCUGUCAUGCAAAUAAAGUAUAAGGACACUGUCGCUUUACAUAGCAACAAUACGUAUACGCUCAGGAAUGCUAACCGCUAUUCAGCUAUUUAUGAAGCUAUACCUGAAUUCGCGUCGCUUCUGUCGGUAAAUCCUCAUGCUUUGAGCCGGUCUGGAUUAUACCCUAUAGAGAGAUUUAACUUCAAUCCGAACUAUCAUCGUCUGGUUCUUCAAUUAAUAACUGCUUUGCGAGAUCUGCCGAAAUUGAAUUUCUAUAUAGCCGCCGAUGAAUGGAGGCUAAAAUAUCUUAAAGAAACAACCACUUCUGCAACAAAAGAAACGAGCUGGUCUGACUAUAGAAAAGAAUUCUCUUGGCUGGAAACUUCUGACGUAGACAUCCUUGGUAAUUCUUUCGUGCUUCACAACAAGCCUUUUAUUGGAAAAUUUAUGGGACUUAUUCUAAAAUAUCAAAUAUAUCAAUCAUUUGCCGAAGAACUUGUUUCGGAUGAGGAGGACCUUAUUAAACAUAUUUCUGAGAACAACGAUCGUUUAGUGACUGCAAUGUCUCAAGGCUUGGGAGUCAAAUGGCCUGAAAUGAUUAGCGAAUUAUUAGCAAAACGGGAGAAUGCCCUAGAAUAUACAGGCCUCACUGACUACUACAGGCUUCUGGACGAAUAUUUAGAUAACCAACUAGACCCUCAGCAAGGAAUAAAUGAAUCAGAUGAUUAUGUAGAACCGUCUGAGCCUGAAAUAAUAGAAAACGAAAUACCCACAGAAUAUAAAUUACCCGAAAAAACUGAAACGCAUGAAAGCAUUCAAGAUAAUGAAAUUGAUACAGGGGAGGGAAACAAUAUGAAGUUUGGCGCUGAAACGUCUACCGUCGGUGUGUUAGAAAUAAAAAACCCCGUGGGGUCUGGGGACGAGGAACAAAAAGAUACAAAUGUAAAGGAAGCGUCAUAUAACGUCUACUGGUGGAUCGGGAUAGCUGUCGCAGUAGCCAUUAUAGUAUUAUUAAUAGCAAUAAUUGCAAGAAAACGGCAGAACCAUCGUAAACAGCUGGACAGACAAAGGAGAGAAAAUACGCAUGCCUGAUUUGAGGAGUAUCGGUUCUAGAUAAGGAACCGAUAUUAUAUCUGGCUACUUACACUAAUUUAAGUAAUUUGUGCCAAUGCGAUUCGUUUUGUGUGUGAUGAGUUAGACAGUUUAGGUGUGUGCUAGUUUGUAAUAAUAUUUUAUUUAUUCUGCUCUAGAUGUAUUUUAGUUACUUAUAUUGUUGGUUUAUUUAGCAACAAUGCUUAAGCAAUGAUUGUUCUUUUUAACGAUUAUUAGUAUGGAAUUUUUAUACAAGCAAAACUACAUUUUGUUAUGGGUAAAAUUAAUAUUAUUUGUUCAACGAAUAUUAAUAUUAAUUAUGAUGCUUAAUCAUGAUACAAUUCCAACAAUGCUGCAUUUGAUUAUUUGUAAGAAUAAUGCAGGUUUUACGAGUGUAAUAACCAAAUCAUCAUCCAUCUUUAUAUAGCAAGAAUAUAUACCAAAUACAUUUAAUGCUCAAAAUGUUACUUGUCUACACUGUUAAUCACAAGAUACAUUGUUAGCGUCAAACAAUUUACAAUACUUAAAUUUAUUAUUUCGCUUCUAUGUAAUUUAAAUUAUAAUUUACGCAAGUCUUGUUUAAUACUGCAAAUAAAUAAAUAUAACACUAGUUAGUAAACGAAAUAAAAUAUUUUUGUACAUAUCACAUUUUGCAAAAAAAAUGUCUAAAUGUUACCAAGAGUGUCGAUAUAAUUGUACAUAAUAGUUAAGUGUAAUUUCGCUGUGCCUUAAGCGUCUCAAUUUCUAAUGAGUACUCUGUGUAGUAUAUAUAUAUAAUAUUUAGAAAUUGUAAUAAAUAUAUUAUAAAUUUGUAAAAAAUAUCUUCGGAUUCAUAUUUCUGUGACAAAAAAUACGUGUCAGACCAAUGUAUAAAAAACUUACUUCCAAAAAUUUACAUCGAUGAAUCAAUUCAAUCAGUUACCACAAUAUGGUUUAUCAUUACCGUAUUUCAUUCCAAUUAUUAGAAUAUUAUUAAAAUGAAAUUUGGUUUUGUUCGUGAAAUUAUUUUACUUUGAAUAACAUAUUAUUUUGAUAAGUUGAUAUGAUUUACAUAUCAUGCAUGUCUUGUUAAUAUUUUAUUACUCAAUGUAUUUUUAUUAAUAUCAGAAGGCCUAUCCAAACAGUAAUUUCUUAUCAAUAUAGUAACCAAACCAAUAUUUCAGCGGGAAAGAAGCAUAGUUCACACGUCUUUUUCUAAUUGUAAUUAUGACAAGAGCGGUCCAUGUCGCGAAGACAUAAUCUUGCGCCAAUAAUAUUUAAUACCUAUGCCCUGCGAGAAGUCAGUGUUUAGAGCUAACAUAUUAUUGCAUAAGACAAGACAUUACAAUAGAACUCAAAGAGGCUGAUUCAGAUUUUAUUUAAGUAUGAUACGACCUUGAUGAUGGCUCACAGUGUUAGUGUGAAACCCACUGAGAGGCGAGUAGGUACAAGUCAUGUCAUUAGAAUAGGCAGAGUUUUCAUUGCACAUUAAGAUUAUACUGAGCUAUGGAGUCCCUAUCAUUUUAAAUGUGAAAGUUUUACACGCAUGUCUAAUAUUGCCCUGAAAUGGCUAUAAAAUCAACUAAAGCAUUAUGUAGGUACUUUUUUCGUAUUUAGGUAUUCUUACCUCACUUUGAUUUUACUAUGCCAUAAAAACCCAAUGCCUAGUCAAUCGCACAGCGAGAUCGUGUAAACCCUCGUAUCGAGGUCGUAUCAAACAAAAAGAGAGGGUAUAUACAGAGUGUCCUUAGCUUAGCUUCAAAGCCCCAAGCAUUUAAAUAUUUACAUUAGAAUAUUUCGAACCCUUAUAAUUUAAGUUAGUAUUGCAAAAGUGUGGUCUGCACUAAAAAGAUUAAUUAAUUGCUGGAUAGAGUUGCCUAUUUUUAUAAAAUUAAAGGUUGGUACGUAAAUAGAGGUCAACAAGUUAAUACGACAUAUCCUUAGUAAUGUUAGAUUUUUAUUAUGAAAUAAAAACACAAAAAUAUUUAUAUGACUGACAUUUCUCAAAUAUCUCACACAUAUUUUCUGAACUGCAAAGAACUGAAAUCAAAUUUAUAAAAUAGUUUCACUCAUACUAGUACGCGUACAUUUCAAUUUUUUUUUGUUUGAUUAAUUAAAUUACAUGAGGGGCUUUCUCUAGAAGCUAGGGACACUUUGUGCCAAAUAAUUUAUUUAAAUGUUAUUUUAUGUUUAUGUAUACUUUAAAUUUUAAAGUAAAAUGUGCAAAGGAAAUAAUAAAUGUUUAAAACAUA